This is a messenger RNA of Dioscorea cayenensis subsp. rotundata (Guinea yam), 968 nucleotides long. RefSeq lists its product as uncharacterized. The record is from RefSeq and is a predicted model, not a curated record. Bases 137 to 844 code for a protein of 235 amino acids. NCBI's taxonomy places the organism in Eukaryota, Viridiplantae, Streptophyta, Magnoliopsida, Dioscoreales, Dioscoreaceae. The transcript has 2 exons.
AUAAAUAAGCAAAGGGAGUGCUUAUUCUGGUUUCAUGGUGAAUGCUUGUACUUGAUAUACUUUGCUUGCAAGUGUUUCAGAUUUUAUUUGAGAAGAAGAGAGAUUGUAAUACAUAUAUAUAUAUAUAUAUUUGACAAUGGUUUGGUCACCUUUGCAUGCCAUGCAAGCUUACAUGCAUACUCUUCAACUGUGCAAAGAAGAUGACAACAGCUCAGUGGUUCUUGAACCAAAAUCCAUGGAGUUUAUAUCAGCUUUAGCAGCAGGAAACCAAGCUCAAUUAAUGGCAGACAUCUCCUCUGUUCCCAUCUCCCCAUCAACCUUAGCCCUUGCAGUUGCUGCAAAACAAACAGGAGGUCUUCUCCUCUGCAUUCGUCCUUCUCUCCAAACCCUCCAACAAACCAAAACUCACCUUCAAAACCUCCAUCUGUCUCAUGUUGUUGACCUUAAACUUGGCAACCCUUGUGAAGUACUCAAACAGUAUCACAACAUUGACUUUGUAGUCAUUAAUAAUGAUCAUCAUCAUAAUCAAGGUUGUGCUUUGAGUUUGUUGCUUUUAGGUUUGGAGUUGAGCAUGAAUCCUAAUGGUCCAUCAGUGGUUGUGGUCAUGAACAAUGGAGGAAGAAGAUCACCAUCAUCAUCAUCAUCAUCAUCAUCAUCAUCAUCAUGUGGUCAUGAAGUUGUGAGAGGAUUGAGAGGGAGAGGAGUUCAUGUUGAGUCUGUGAUUUUGCCUAUUGGUGAUCAUGGUAUGGAAGUUAUUAAGAUUAAUGGCAAAGGAAAUAAACAUCAUCAUCAUCAAGAAGUUGGGAGAAGAUCAAAGAGAGUUUUCAGAGUGUUUGAUGAUUGAUUGAUAUUAAUAGAGAUUGAUUAAUAAUGUGAGUAAUUAAUUAACUUUUUUCACCUUUUGGUGUUUGUAACUUGUUAAUGUUUGUAUGUGUUAGAUAAUCAGUGAAUGAAAUUAGAGAUGUUGA